Capsicum annuum is the source of this 805-nucleotide messenger RNA. RefSeq lists its product as uncharacterized. Bases 14 to 790 code for a protein of 258 amino acids. The record is from RefSeq and is a predicted model, not a curated record. NCBI's taxonomy places the organism in Eukaryota, Viridiplantae, Streptophyta, Magnoliopsida, Solanales, Solanaceae. Gene Ontology annotation, cellular component: membrane. The transcript has a single exon.
AGAGAGGUUUUUGAUGAUUUUUCAAUCUUUUCUACUAGGUAAUCUAGUAUCCUUAUGCAUGAAGAUAAUCAAUUCGGUCAUUGUAGUCAGACUCUAUUAUGGAUUUCUGACCACAUUCUCCAUAAGGCCCUCUUAUCUCUUCCUUCUCCGAGCUCUGGUUAUGGAAGAAGGAACCGAGAAGAAGGUAUCAGCAACAACUGGUUUUAUUAUGGGACAACUCAUGAUGUUCAUAUCAAUCUAUUAUGCGCCUCUGCAUCUAGCAUUGGGUAGACCUCAUACAAUAACUGUCCUAGCUCUACCAUAUCUUUUGUUUCAUUUCUUCUGGAACAAUCACAAACACUUUUUUGAUUAUGGAUCUACUACCAGAAAUUCAAUGCGUAAUCUCAACAUUCAAUGUGUAUUCCUAAAUAAUCUCAUUUUUCAAUUAUUCAACCAUUUCAUUUUACCAAGUUCAAUGUUAGCCAGAUUAGUCAACAUUUAUCUCUUUCGAUGCAACAACAAGAUCUUAUUUGUAAAAAGUGGUUUUGGUGGUUGGUUAAUUGGUCACAUUUUAUUCAUGAAAUGGCUUGGAUUGAUAUUAGUCUGGAUACGGCAAAAUCAUUCUAUUAGAUCGAAUAAGUACAUUCGAUCUAAUAAGUACAUUGUGUUAGAAUUGAGAAAUUCUAUGGCUCGGAUCUUUAGUAUUCUCUUAUUUAUUACCUGUGUCUACUAUUUAGAAAGAAUACCCUCACCCAUUCUUACUAAGAAACUGAAAGAGGCCUCAAAAACAGAAGAAAGGGAGGAAAGUUAGGAAGAAAGAGAUGUA